Messenger RNA from Amblyraja radiata (thorny skate), 616 nucleotides. It is a transcript of the gene kcnh6a, whose product is annotated as potassium voltage-gated channel, subfamily H (eag-related), member 6a. The coding region runs from base 266 to 601 and encodes 111 amino acids. Gene Ontology annotation, molecular function: inward rectifier potassium channel activity. Gene Ontology annotation, cellular component: plasma membrane. The record is from RefSeq and is a predicted model, not a curated record. Gene Ontology annotation, biological process: membrane repolarization during cardiac muscle cell action potential; regulation of heart rate by cardiac conduction; regulation of ventricular cardiac muscle cell membrane repolarization. The transcript has 2 exons. NCBI's taxonomy places the organism in Eukaryota, Metazoa, Chordata, Chondrichthyes, Rajiformes, Rajidae.
GGGGGAGGCAGGCGGCUGAUGUUGGAGUACAGUCUUGUGCUGCUGCUGCUGUUCAGCCAGACGCUCCAUCCCCUGCGCCGCCCGCCCACUGCCUUUGUGUGCCCACUGCCUCGGUCCUUACCCCAGUGAUGGGGCUGGCGUUUCCCCGGAGCUGACGGAGCGGGCGGACGGGCGGGCGUGCCGUGGGCGGCGGCGAUGGAGCUGUGGGAUCAGGCCGGCUUCCUGGGCUGAAGUGCCGGCAGCAAGAGGCCGGCUCACCGACACCAUGCCGGUUCGCCGGGGCCACGUCGCGCCACAGAACACCUACCUGGACACCAUCAUCCGCAAGUUCGAAGUUCAGAAUCGGAAGUUUCUCAUUAUCAAUGUUCGGAUGAAAAACUGCGCAAUCAUCUUCUGCAAUGAUGGCUUUUGUGAAAUGUUCGGCUACUCCCGGGUGGAGAUCAUGCAGAAACCUGGCACCUGUGACUUCCUGACUGGGCCAGCCACCCCAGAGAGUGCCGUGGCACAGCUGGCACAGGCUCUACUGGGGUCAGAAGAGGUGAAGGUAGAACUGCUGUACUACAGGAAAGAUGGUAAGGACCUGGCACACGGGCAUGGGUGAGCUGGGGUCAGUGUG